AUGUCACAGCUAUUAGAGGUAACCGAAUACGAUGUUAUCAUCCUUGGCACAGGCUUAGUCGAGUCGAUUCUCGCCGGGGAAGUCGGUCUUGCACCUGGAUGCGAACGGGCUGUAUGGUGGAAGUUGGUGUUCGUUCAACUUCCGAGAGCUUUUGGAUUGGGCCCAUUGCACGCAAGGUCGUUCACUCGAUUUGACCUUGUUGAUUCGGCCGACGGGAACGAACAAGAAAAUUAUGACGCGUUGGCGAGAUACCUACUAAAUUCCGAGGCAUCCGAGCAAAAUGAUGCCAUCUCCACAGUCAUCGCCGAACAAUUCAAAUCCAAAAUUCUUGAUCGAACGCGGGAAAACGAGGAGGCGAUCACGAUAGAAUCUUCUCGACUUUCACAUCUCCUUCAGCUCCAUAAAGGCUCCAAGGAGAUAUCCGAUGAUACUGUACGUCACGUGUCCACGAGCUUAUCUAAUUUCGAGAGAAUCGAGACCCUGGCCACUUUAUUAAACGAGUCGAAGAAAUACAACCUAGACAUAGCACCAAAGAUGGUGCCGUGUCGCGGAGAGUUGAUCGAAACGUUGAUUAGUUCUGGGGUCGGUAGAUACUUGAAUUUUAAGGCCAUGGAUAGAACUUAUAUCUAUUCUGACGGCACUUUUGAUAAGGUUCCGUGUUCCAAAGAUGAUGUUUUUACUAGUCAGACUAUGUCUUUUGUUGAAAAGAGAACAUUGAUGAGAUUUUUGACUUUCGCUUUAGAUUAUUCGAACUCUCCGGAAGUUUACUCGGGUUUUGAAGAGAAGCCAUUCGCUACUUUUCUCCGAGAAAAAUUCAAAAUCGAAGGCAAAUUAUUGUCCGCAAUAUUGUACACCAUUUCGCUAAUUCAAAUUGGAGAAUUGGAUGUUAACACCGCACAAGGAUUGGAAAAAACCCAAAGAUAUCUUAAAUCACUUGGUCGAUACGGAAAUGCUGCAUUUUUGGUAGCACUGUAUGGCAGUGUCAGUGAAAUCGCGCAAGGAUUUUUUUGCGCCGUGUACGGUGGCAUCUACAUGCUCGACCACCCCGUGAAAUAUAUUUUGAUUAAUGAAAGUUCAAACAAAUUCUCCGGGCUGGUGGAUGUCAAUGAGCAACAACUCUCGUCCACUUUUCUAGUAACGGCAAUUGAUUAUCUACCUAUAAAAUUCAUAGAUGACGAAGAAAAAUGGGAACAAACGUCGCUUGCGAUAGUGAUCAUAGAUAGAUUUAUACAUGAAGAAAGCAGUGAUGCCACGCUGACCGUUUUUCCACCUAACGAAGUGAACAACAGAUAUCCAAUCAGCGUGCUACAAUUUUCCGCCGGAACGCAAUCUUCAUCGCUUGAUUGCGAGGACGCAGCAAUUCAAGCAAAGAAAUAUUUCGAGAUGAUGUGUCCCGGCGAGGAAUUUUUACCACCUGGGCCCGAUCCUGAAGAGGAUGAAUUUAAUAUUGACUAA
This is a messenger RNA of Acaulospora colombiana, 1455 nucleotides long. Lineage: Eukaryota; Fungi; Glomeromycota; Glomeromycetes; Diversisporales; Acaulosporaceae. The record is from the annotation of a GenBank genome assembly.